This is a messenger RNA of Schistosoma turkestanicum, 716 nucleotides long. NCBI's taxonomy places the organism in Eukaryota, Metazoa, Platyhelminthes, Trematoda, Strigeidida, Schistosomatidae. The record is from the annotation of a GenBank genome assembly.
AUUUAAAAUGUUACGAAACUUUGAUGAGUUCAGAAUGUUGUGUAAUUUGAUGAGAUGAAUAGAUAUGAAAGUACUCGGUAGUCAGAAAACUCACUACUUAACACUAUGCCAUUGGAUUACAUGGAUUAUUUCUUAUUUAUUACUUAAGGUGAAUAUAGCAACAGCAAUCGCCUGUUAUUCUUGUGUGUCAAUGAACAGAAGUAAUCCAGCAUGUGAAGAUCCAGUCAGUGCUUAUGUUACAAUUCAACGACCAUGUCGUCAAACGAUACCUGGACAUGAAGGUCUCUUCUAUGCCCACUACUGCACAAAAAUCAAGGGUAUUCGUCAAAAAGACGGUUCUAGCUUACUGAUACGAAGAUGCUCUAUGGAUAAACUAACCGACAUACCAACUCACUGCGGACAAUUCCAAUUAGAUGAUGAUUUAUACCACGGAUGCAUCGCUACUUGUUCCAAGGACUGGUGUAACACUGAUUAUAAAUAUUCAGUUUCUUUCCGAAUGUUGACAUUCUACUGGCUCAUUUCAUUGUACACUGUAAUAAUUUAGACGAAAACAGAAUCCUUCCGUUUGUUUGUAAGGGGUGAUCAUGAUCAAAACCAAUUUUGAGUUUUAAAUAUUAUACAAAUGUAAUACAUAAUUUUACGUUUGUAAUUUACUAUAAACAGAUAAGAAAUAUGACCUCAAAACCAAAUGUUCAAAUUAUAAGUGAAACAUCAGG